Penicillium olsonii is the source of this 2346-nucleotide messenger RNA. The record is from the annotation of a GenBank genome assembly. NCBI's taxonomy places the organism in Eukaryota, Fungi, Ascomycota, Eurotiomycetes, Eurotiales, Aspergillaceae.
AUGUCCACUCCUCAGGUCCACCAUCUCUUCCAUGCCCCAAUUGCAGACCACUCUUUCUCCACCGACAAGCAGACCCUCGCUGUCGCCCGGGAGAACAAUGUGGAGCUGUAUCAACAAUCAGGCAACAAGUUUGCGCUGAGCGAUGAACUGAAGGGCCAUGAGAAGACUGUCACCAGUGUGGAUAUCGCUCCAAACAGCGGCCACAUUGUUACUUGCUCGCAGGACCGUAACGCCUACGUCUGGGAAAAGACCCCCUCCGGCUGGAAGCCUACCCUCGUCCUCCUCCGAAUCAACCGUGCUGCAACCUUUGUGCGCUGGUCGCCUUCCGAGCAGAAGUUCGCCGUCGGCUCUGGAGCUCGAGUGAUUGCUGUUUGUUAUUUCGAGGAGGAGAAUGACUGGUGGAUCUCGAAGCAUCUCAAGAAGCCUAUUCGCAGCACCAUUACAACCCUUGCCUGGCACCCUAACUCUGUCCUGCUGGCAGCAGGAUCCACCGAUUCCCAUGCUCGUGUCUUCUCCAGCUUCAUCAAGGGCAUCGACACUCGCCCAGAGCCCAGCGCCUGGGGUGAGCGCUUGCCUUUCAACACUAUCUGUGGUGAAUUCCUGAACGAUACCGCUGGUUGGAUCCAGGGUGUCGCCUUUUCCCCCAGCGGCAACUCUCUUGCCUUCACUGGACAUGACAGCAGCGUGACCGUUGUCUACCCCAGUGCCCCGGAGCAGCCGCCCCGUGCCAUGUUGAACAUCUCUACGCGCCUGCUGCCCCUGAACAGCCUCAUCUGGAACGGCGAGACUGAGAUCAUUGCCGCCGGACACGACUGCGAGCCCUUCCGCUUCCGCGGCGACGAAAAUGGCUGGCAGCUCGUUGGCUCCUUGGAAAAGAAGGCUGGGGAUGCCGGUGGUGCUCGCGAGGAAUCCGCCUUGAACAUGUUCCGACAGAUGGACCUCAAGGGCCAGGCCUCGGCAGACACCAAGCUCAAGUCUACCCACCAGAACACCGUGAACACUGUCCGAGUGCACGAGGAAGCCAACGGGGCUGUGAGCUCCUUCAGCAGGCAACCCCGGAUUUUCCAAGGUUGGCCUCGCAUCACCAGACUUCGCCCUUCUUUGCAUUUGGCUGGCCUUUCUCUUUUCUUUAAAUAUGGACUACACCCACUCGUUACAAUAUGCACAGCCAUGAAUAGAAUCAUUCUCAUUCCUAUCCUAUUAUACCUCUGCCUGGUCGGGGUCAUCGCCCGAGGUGAAGCAAGCACCCAUGUCCCUCGGGAUGUCUUCGACUCACUCGAAGAAUUGUCUCGCCUAGUGGAUAUCUCAUACUGCGUGGGAACCACAGGUGUCCGACAACCAUUUCAAUGUCUCAGUAGAUGCGACGAUUUCCCCGACUUUGAGCUCAUAACCACCUGGAACACUGGAAUCCUCCUGUCCGACUCGUGCGGGUAUAUUGCACUCUCCCACAGUACUAAACGAAUUCUUAUCGCGUUCCGCGGUACCUAUUCCAUAACCAACACGAUAAUCGAUCUCUCCGCCUACCCACAGGCGUACAUCCCCUAUCAAGGCGAACCCGACGCCCCAGGCCCGAAAUGCGCCAACUGCACUGUCCACGCCGGGUUCAUGAACUCCUGGCUGAACACUCGCAUCACAGUUCUCCCCCGCGUCUCAGAAGCACUGCAGAAAUACCCAGACUAUGAAGUAACGCUCGUCGGGCAUUCUCUCGGGGGUGCGGUCGCCGCAUUAGUGGGUCUUGAAAUGCGCCUUAAAGGCUGGGAUCCUCUGGUCACGACGUUCGGUGAGCCAAUGGUUGGAAAUGAGGACUUUGUCCGAUUCUUCGACGAGCAAUUCGGCUUCGGUGAUGCUGUUGGCAUCCCGCCUAUGAAGGGUCGGCGGCUCAGGCGCGUUACUCAUAUCAAUGAUCCGGUCCCUUUGCUCCCGCUUUGGGAAUGGGGGUAUCGGGCUCAUGCGGGCGAGAUCUUUAUCUCCCGAUCGGAGCUGCCGCCCACGUUGGAAGAUGUGCAUUUGUGCGUCGGUGAUAAUGAUCCAAGAUGCAUCACUGGAUUCGGGGGGCCUGCUCCUUUACUUGAACUUUAUCGGAAUAAACAGUCUUUUGCAUCGACUUCCCGCGAUGGAUGUAGCCAUGUUGAGUCUGGAUCCUCUGAAGACCAACUUGUCUUGCGUGGACAUGGCGAUCGGGAUGUUUCUGGAUGCGAGAAACGUGUUGCGGAUGGUCUGUCUGCUCUUCGGUGGGAUUGGUCUCUUAUCCCGGAGAGGUAUCGACUCUGGGAGCUGUUUUACGCCCAUCGAGACUACUUUUGGCGCAUUGGUCUCUGUGUGCCUGGAGGUGACCCAACUGGGUAG